GGGCUACUAGCCAUGUGGGUCACUCCCGAGUGGGUCUAGAACGCCAUUCUCGAAUACUUGCUAUUUUUAGCAGGUUGGACUCAAAAUAACGUUUGGGCCGUCCGACCUUACUCGGACUGUCUUGAAAGGUCAUGUAUCACAAUUUGGAUAAUGUUGGGCUCUUUUAUUUAUUAAUAAGACCCAAAAAGUAUUUGCAUGCCCGUCACUAAUAUACGAGUUCGAACAGUACACUAAUCGAUCAUUAAUUACGUAAAACAUUAAUCGUUUUACAAUUGUUUGGGAAACAGAAAUCCAAUACAUAAACUUUGAAUUUUUAAAUCAAAUUUUCAAGGACGUUCGGGCGCGGUGUCACAGAACCUAUACAAUGAAGAUUCGUUAUCAAGUUCCAUACGGCUGAUAAAGAAGCGCCUUACUCACGGGAAAACAGGAAGGUACCAUUACCGGUGAGACGUGCUUUAAGCAUCAAAACGACGUCUUAUCCCCAUCAUUCAUUCCUACUCAGAGGAUACUGAUCGAGAGCAGUUUGGAAAAGGAAAAGGCAUUAUUUGACGAUUGCGAAGACUUCCAAGAAAUAAGCCAGACCUACCCCAUAGGUACAGAAGCUGAUCUUGUCAGUUCCUGGGUAAAAGGCGCAGCAUCAGGUCCAACUGCACAUGCACAAGCCUCCCUUAGCCACUAUGCUGCCUCCCAACAGGCAGCAAUUUCAACAUUACGGGAACUCAUACCCACCUCUUUGCCCCCCACGAAGCAGUCGAUGAUAUACUUAGUGGUUAACCGCCCCUGGCCACUAUCCUUCCUUCAACCACGUUGAGUCUAGGUGUCACACUCCCUACAUUUUCUGAUUUUUCUAGGACACCUACACUACUCACACCACCCGGUACAAGUCCACUAUACCUGUCUGCAACGAUCGAAGAUAAACUAAUGAUGAUCGGAAGUCCUACUGCACAACAAUUGAUUCCAUCAUUAUCUGCAGGCCACACACCAGUACUCUUUAUUGAUGGUGUGAGAACGAUUUGCACCCCCGGCCCGCAACCGGAAACCUUGACCCUAUAGCCUUUACUGACUUUCUGGAUCGUUAUCUUGAGUCCACCAUAAUGCCACAGGUGCACUCUGAAAAGCCGCAAGAGCAAGGACUCUAGACAAACCCAAGCGGUUCAGAAUGAUCAAAUCCAACCCCAACCACAGCCCACACCCUCUCUCUCACAACCAAAAUCAACCCCCACCUUAUCCUUACCAACCUCUGAACCAUCUGCCACCAAACCUCAAACACCUACCACAUCUCGGGGAACCCAGGAUACAGAAUGUGUGUCCUCCCACCUCGACCACACCAUACCCUAACCCUUAUACCAUUCCACUAGAUGACCUAAUCUCUAUCAUGCUAGCCCGACUUAUAUCAAAAGAAGACAACCUUAACCCCAAGCAGUUAGCCCAUCUCAGUCUCCUUCAAACCCAAAGUGCAUGUCGUGACAGCCUUCGCGACAACAAACGUUCGCAUGAGGACCCCGAUGAUUCGGAUCCUCAUGAGGGGGAGAACAAGAGGAAACGGGUACUUGAGCAUGGUGCUUCCUCUAGCCACUCACAACCGCAACCAAACCAACCCUCCUCUUCAAACAAACAACAACCCGGAUCCUCCUCUCAACCCAAAACCCACACCACUCAACCCAUAACAUCUAGCUAGGUUGCACCAGAUAGAACGUUUUUAGGCUCAUCUUUCAUAAAUGUUGACCAGGAAUGGAACGGAAAUCCUGAGGUUGCUACUUCAAGUGCAUUCAUCUAUUCAGACCAUCAGUUAGAACCUAGUUCUAAUCUGAUGUUAACGGGCAAUCACAGUGAUCCCGAUGUUACUAUUCACAGGUCACCAAAGCUGAAAGCUCCCUUUAACCAUCCAGGCCCAUCAAUCCAUGAUCAACUAGAAUAGAUUGUCCUUGACGAAAGAUGGAAUGGUGAAUGGGCUGAAUGGGAUGACAUCAGACAAGAGGUCGAGCAAUACGACGUGUAGAGAGGAUUCUGUUGAGUUUAAUCCAACACGAUAUAGUAAAUGUAUGUAUAAAUGUGUAUGAACAAGCUCAGUUUUUACGUGGAAACCCGAAAGGGAGAAAACCACGGGACUUUUUAGGCUAAUGUCCAAGCCCUCUCUUUCUCAUUAAGACUCUCCUCACCAUUACAUAGUACAUUUUGAGCUCCCAUUAAUGGAGUCUUGUAACCUAACUAAGAAGGAGGGAGAAGAAGAAGGGAUCCUUCAUAAGGAGGGAAAUCCUCCUAUUUAUAGGUAAAGGGGGAAAGGGGGCUCUCCACCCUAACGGGCCGGAUGGGCCAAAGUGGGCCCAAAGGCCGAGACAGGCCUGAUAGGCUAAAAUGGGCCUUACUGAUUGGGCUCCGUACUACAUAAAGUCUUGGGCUCCUGAACAUUAAUAGGCCGGGAUAAUAUAUCCCAACACAAGUCCCCCAGUUUCUUGAGUAGUGAGCGUGCCAAUCUGCUCGAGAAAAUAUACUCUUGUCUGCUCUCUUCCUCUGUCUUGCUGGAAACCGUGUCUUCGAAUAAUCAUAAUAUAAGAGUGGGUGACUGCCCCUCUGAAUAUAACCUGCCGUUAAGGCGCUCCCCUCCCGGCGGGGUCAGGCAAGGGAUGCUCUUCCUCGGACACUCUCCCCCUGAAUGUAUCAGGUGGGAGUAGAGGACUCUUACUCGAGCUUUCUAAUGGAGAAGCUUAUAGGUCCCUGCACAAUAUAAGCUGACGACGCGGAACUGGCAAUACAUGAUGUAUGUGUGUAUGUAUGAAUGUAUGAGGUAUGAUGCAUGAAUGUAUGUAUGCAUGUAAUGUAUGAGUGCAAUGUAAGAUGUGGCUUAAAGUGGUAGAUCUCAUCGAUAAACUGUACACGACGCCACCGAGGGGCCAAUCGUGCUACAUAAGAUGGGUCCCCCAUCCGGUACGCCAUGGGCGGAGCCGAAGAUGAACUAGACACGAUGCCGCCGAGGGGCUAAUCGUGCUGCAUAAGAGACGUUCAUCGCCAUCCUGGAAGAGAUGCGCGAUUUGAACGUGGAAACGAAAAGAUGGCGCUGAGGGGCCGAUCGUGCUGCAUAAGACGGGUCCCCCAUCCUAGAAGGUAUGGGCGGAGCCGAAGAUGGACUAGACACGAUGGCGCUGAAGGGCCGAUCGUGCUGCAUAAGAUGGGUCCCCCAUCCUAGAAGGUAUGGGCGGAGCCGAAGAUGAACUAGACACGAUGGUGUUGAGGGGCCGAUCGUGCUGCAUAAAGACGUUCGUCGCCAUCCUAGAAGGGAUGGACGAGCCGAACAGGAGCCAGACACGAUGGCGCUGAGGGGCCGAUCGUGCAGCAUAAAGACGUUCGUCGCUAUCCUGGAAGGGAUGGGUGAGCCAAACAUGAGCCAGACACGAUGGCGCUGAGGGGCCGGUCGUGCUGCAUAAAGACGUUCGUCGCUAUCCUGGAAGGGAUGGGUGAGCCAAACAUGAGCCAGGCACGAUGGCGCUGAGAGGCUGAUCGUGCUGCAUAAAGACGUUCGUCGCCAUCCUAGAAGGGAUGGGCGAGUCGAACACGAGCCAGGCACGAUGGCGCUGAGGGGCCGAUCGUGCUGCAUAAGACGUCCGUCGCCAUCCUAGAAGGUAUGAGUGAGCUGAACAAGAACUAGACACGAUGGCGUUGAGGGGCCGAUCGUGCUGCAUAAGACGUUCGUCGCCACCCUGGAGGGUAUGAGCGAGCUGAACAAGGACUAGACACGAUGGCGCUGAGGGGCCGAUCGUGCUGCAUAAGACGUUCGUCGCCACCCUGGAGGGUAUGAGCGAGCUGAACAAGGACUAGACACGAUGGCGCUGAGGGGCCGAUCGUGUUGCAUAAGACGUUCGUUUCCACCCUGGAAGGUAUGAGCGAGCUGAACAAGGACUAAACACGAUGGCGCUGAGGGGCCGAUCGUGCUGCAUAAGACGUUCGUCGCCACCCUGGAAGGUAUGAGCGAGCUGAACCAUAAAUCCUGGUGCUGUCCUUCCUGUCUCAUAUGGGCAGCUGAUCUUCGUUCGUCUACCGUAUCCGUGGUCCUAUGUACAGACCGCUAAGCGGUGUACACUCUGCACGCAACAGACUUCGGUAAAGAACUGGUCCCUCCUAUCUGAUCUAGAGAGCUGGUCUUCAUUCGUCUACCGUAUCCGUGGUCCUAUGUACGGACCGCUAAGCGGUGUACACUCGGCACGCAACAGACUCUGGUAAAGAACUAGUCCCUCCUGUCUGAUCUGGGGAGCUGGUCUUCGUUCGUCUACUGUAUCUGUGGUCCUAUGUACGGACCGCUAAGCGGUGUACACUCGGCACACAACAGACUCCGAUAAAGAACUGGUCCCUCCUGUCUGAUCUGGGGAGCUAGUCUUCGUUCGUCUACCGUAUCCGUGGUCCUAUGUACGGACCGCUAAGCGGUGUACACUCGACACGCAACAGACUCCGGUAAAGAAUUGGUCCCUCCUGUCUGAUCUGGGGAGCUGGUCUUCGUUCGUCUACCGUAUCUGUGGUCUAUGUACGGACCGCUAAGCGGUGUACACUCAGCACACAACAGACUCCGAUAAAGAACUGGUCCCUCCUGUCUGAUCUGGGGAGCUAGUCUUCGUUCGUCUACCGUAUCCGUGGUCCUAUGUACGGACCGCUAAACGGUGUACACUCGGCACGCAACAGACUCCGGUGGAGAACUGGUUUACCCCGCCAGAGUUCCCGUUUUUCGUUCACUACCUAUCUGUGGUCCUACGUACUUCCCGCUAAGCGGAGUACGCUCGGCACGCGACAGACUCGUGUAAAGAACUGGUUUAUCCUGCUAGGAUUCCCAAGUCUCAGGUUCUAAGCCCGUCCCCCUCUAUCGUUUUUUUCUUUUGUAUGGCUCGUUUGCUUUUUUUUUUUGCUUUUUUUUUUUUUGCUUUUUUUUUUGUUUUUGAGGGGGGGAAAUACGUUCGUCGGUUCCAAGAAUGAAUACAAGUGAUGUCAAAUCUGAUGGUGGUGGGUUACCGAAACGAAUAUAAUGACGAAGCGAUGUAAUUGCUGGUCAUCAUGCGAAGGCGAUGGUCACCAUCCGGGAGGGGAGUGGUGAGCCCGAUCGCUAACCAAAGAAGGUCGGCAUUGGGAACUGAUAUACAGGUAAUCAUAAUGUCACUGAGUAGUCGGUCCUGAUAAGAAGAUGACAAUGGUGUCAAGUCAGACCAAAACAUCCGAGCAACGGCUCUCAUCCGCGCAGCGCGGGGAUGAAACCGGUCUUCAAAUAUGAUGGUGGCACCGUAUCAGGGGGUCGGUGGUCAUGUAAAAAUGUCGACACUGGGGACUGACCAGAGAGUAUCAAGCAACGACCCUCAUCCGCGAGGAGCGGGGAUGAGGCCGGUCUUCAAAUAUGAAAAGCACGCCGAGCCGGGAGGCUGGUCGUGAUAUAAUGAUGUCGGCAAUGAGAGGCCGACAUGACAGAAUCAAGCAACGGCCCUCAUCCACGAAGGGCGGGAAGAGGCCGGUCUUCAAAAGAUAAACACGUCGUGCCGAGAGGCCGGUCAUGAUGUAAUGAUGUCGGCAGUGAGAGGCCGACCUGAAAGAAUCAAGUAACGGCCCUCAUCCGCGAGGAGCGGGGACGAGGCCGGUCUUCAAAGGAUGAACACGCCGUGCCGAGAGGCCGAUCGUGAUAUAAUGGUGUCGGCGCUGAGGGGCCGACAGAGAGAAUCAAGCAACGGAUCUCAUCCGCGAGGAGCGGGGACGAGACCGGUCUUCAAAUAUGGAACACACGCCGUGCCGAGAGGCCGGUCGUGAUAUAUAAUGGUGUCGACGCUGAGGGGCCGACAGAGAGAAUCAAGCAACGGCUCUCCUCCGCGAGGAGCGGGAACGAGGCCGGUCUUCAAAUAUGGAACACACGCCGUGCCGAGAGGCCGAUCGUGAUAUAUAAUGGUGUCGACGCUGAGGGGCCGACAGAGAGAAUCAAGCAACGGCUCUCCUCCGCAAGGAGCGGGAACGAGACCGGUCUUCAAAUAUGGAAUACACGCCGUGCCGAGAGGCCGGUCGUGAUAUCAUAGUGUCGGCAAUGAGAGGCCGACAGAGAGAAUCAAGCAACGGCUCUCCUCCGCGAGGAGCGGGAACGAGGCCGGUCUUCAAACAUGGAACACACGUCGUGCCGAGAGGCCGGUCGUGAUAUCAUAGUGUCGGAAAUGAGAGGCCGACCUGAUGUAAGGAUGGUCUCACGGCCCUCGGUCGUGAUGGUCUCCUCUAGGCCCUCGGCCUCUGAAUGAUGGAUGAUCGUCUCACGGUUUUCCGCCGUGGUAGUCCCCUCUAGACCCUCGGCCUCUAGGUGUUCUUUCCUAGGCCAUCGGUCUCUGGGGUGGAGAUGCUCGUCUCGCGGCUCUUAGCCGUGAUGGUUUCCUCUCAGCCCUCGGCCUUUUGGGGAAGUAUGAACGUCUCGCGGCCCUUUGCUUUAGCCGGUUGGAACGUCUUCGGAACUCAUGCCGAGCGUCAUUUAAUCUUCUGCUCGAACGCAUCGAGCGACCUUGACUGCAUAACUAACAUGGUAACGGGCCGCACGGCCCGACAAUAUAUAUACAUAGCCAUCUGCGUGGUUUUCUUUUUUCAACACCCACGAUUACCGGCCUAUGAGUUACCGUGACCCUCGACCUGGCUCAUCGUGUGGGGUUCUCGAACACGGUUGCCCGUGGUGGGGCCACUUAGCAGCCCGCCGAACGUCUCAUAAAAAUAAUCAUUGGUCUGUGAGUUUGAGAACUCAGACUCACGCUUGUCGCACUACCCUCGAAAAACGAGGUUGAGCGCUUUGGUGACCUCGGGCCCCAUAGGCCGCGUUAGCAACAAUCACUUCGCGCCUCAUGGCGUAGAUGGUACUAGGGUACGAUUGUCGAUCAGGCAUUGAUGCCAUGCGGACUAAUGCACAACCCCAACUUAAGAAGCGUCAUCGGGGCACUGCCCUCUGGAGACGUUCGGAUCGCUUAAUCAAGCUGAUCGAGAGUGGGCCAACGGCCCCACAAACAAUUAAGUAUUUAAUAAAAACAUUGGCUGAAGUAGCCAUCACCAGAGGUUCGCUCCGUACUAUUUAAUUCGGGACAUUUUUUAUCCCUAAUAAAUAAUAGUGAUACGACAGGUAAUAAUACUGACAUUACCUGCCACAGGCCAUUCAGAUACGCUCCGCUCGCUAAUUAAAGCCGGUCGGGAGCGGGGCGACGGGCCCACAACAACCAGUCAUUUAAUUUAAUGACGGUGAAACUAAUUAUCCCUAGAGCGUCGUUCGACAUUAUUUAAUUUUGGGAGGUUUUAAUCCCUAAUAAAUAAUGGUGAUAAAACAAAUUAACUAAUAAUAAUACUAGUGCAAAUACGAAGCAUUUUAACUAAAAAUCAUAAGCAAGAGUACUUAGCUUUUAGAAAGGAUGCUCGGCCAGAUAGGAAUUCCUGAAAUUAAUUUGGUUCCUUUAGCAAUUUUGACUUGGUCAAGAUGCUCCAAAGCUCAUCCCUCACCACCUUUCAUUCUCUUUCACGUGGCCCUCUGAGGGCCAAGCCAUAUGAAUGAUAUGCAGUACUUCGUAUCUUUUGGAAAGAUCAAAGCAAGACCCACUCGCCAUCCCAAGGACAACCGGUGUCAUGUCCGCUUGCUGGCGGUAGUCAAGGAGGUCGACGCGGCGUAAGGACGGUCAGAAAGGAUAAUCUCCGGUGUAAGAUCGGCUGGAACUUCGUAAUAUAUCUUUCCUGACUUCCCACCCGCCAUUAAUGGCGGAAAUCAAGAAGUCUCAGUCGGAAAAUCCCUCAGGCCGCGUCGGGGGAGGGGCUGGUGACGGCUUGAGCAGAGACCAACCAAGUGGAGUAGCGGCGGUGUGGCGGCCCAGGCGGUAGAACCAGCCGCCGGCGAUGAGCUACCUGUCGGAGACAGAGUUUUAUUAUUAAUCGGGACGAUGAGACCUGGGGCGCUGCAGUGAGUUUCGCCUGGUGCAUGUUAGCCCGCUAGAGGUUCCUUGGCGGCGGGGACGUGAAGGUGGCUCCGGCGGUCCCAACAAGGUCUGGAAAAAUCUAAAUGUAGACCUCCAGAUCUCGUAGCUUCCUUACUUCCCAGAAGCAUAUCUCCAGAAUCGUUUCUUUUUCUUUCGUCGAAUCCAGUUCAUCCGUAUGAAUUUUUUCAUAGAAAUGAAGAACAACGUAAAUCUUUUUGGACAGAUUCCCACAGACGGCGCCAGUGUUGAGUUUAAUCCAACACGAUAUAGUAAAUAUAUGUAUAAAUGUGUAUAAACAAGCUCAGUUUUUACGUGGAAACCCGAAAGGGAGAAAACCACAGGACUUUUUAGGCUAAUGUCCAAGCCCUCUCUUUCUCAUUAAGACUCUCUUCACCAUUACAUAGUACAUUUUGAGCUCCCAUUAAUGGAGUCUUGUAACC
Cuscuta epithymum is the source of this 8380-nucleotide messenger RNA. The record is from the annotation of a GenBank genome assembly. NCBI's taxonomy places the organism in Eukaryota, Viridiplantae, Streptophyta, Magnoliopsida, Solanales, Convolvulaceae.